UCAUUAGCACCACGAACGGCAAGCGUAGUCAAUGGUACCAACUUUGAUCCAGAAGCUAUAUCGGGUCCUGUCGUAUGCCUACUUAGCUAUGAUACAUGGCUGAUAUAUCUAGCUGCGAUCUAUAGGCGCCACAGAUUAUCGCCUUGACCCUUGGUGCGAGCCACUGGAUGUGUAUGAAUUCAAUCUAGGUACCACUGAUCCUCUACAUAUGCUCGCGCUGUCUCAUUGUAGCUGCCGUCCGGACACACAACAAAAACCAAAGAUGCCUGAACCCACGCCGCUACCUGCUCCACUACUUCUGGAGUUGCUUGUUCCACAAACCGAGACCUUCCUGGUAGAGGGACUCUACAUAGGCCUAUUGUCGCGACACCGGCCCCCAACCGAGGUGCGAGAAUGGUUCGACGACAAACAUGUUCGUGAAAUGCUUCAUACACACGUCAAACGAAAGAACAAGAGUCCAGACUACCUGAAGGCCAUCAUUUUGUGUAUGGCCGGUCUGCUCGAGGGAACUCAGGUCCGGUUGACACCAACUAUCUGGAUUUCGACCGGUGACACGAGGUCGAAAAGUAGCAUCAAGAACUCAAUCAGCAAUGCAACCUACCUCAACAAGUUCCUGGCGAAGUUUCGGAUGAGAGAACCUCAUAUUACCGUAAGCGGCCCAGAAAUUCUGUCGGGAGUGAGAAUCUCUUCUGGAGUUGGCGUACACACGUUUGCAAUCCGAGGUGCGGAUAACAGCUUGGAUUCAGUAUGUGGUACCAGUGCCAGAUUCACAAUGCAAGCAGCAUCGGAUGGCAGUACCUUCCAGUGUUACUCCACUAUUGGUGGCUUGAUCUUUGUGGAUGAUGAUCUUUUCGCCAUCACAACUGCUCACGCUAUCACAAAGCAUGGAAUCCCGGACCCUCGGCACGUGGUCAUGGACGAAACAGAUGACUCCCUUAUACUGAGAGGUUCGAAUCUGCGCGAAUGGGUGCCCUCACCAUUCCCAAACACUUUCGCAUAUUUAGGCGACGCGUAUGUCCGUGGCACCAAAGUUGACAAGCCUGUUGUUGAUGCUGCAGACUUUGCUCUCGUCGAACCGCAAUCGUUCCCAAAGCUAGGUAACAGAUACCAGGUUGAGGGUUGGUCGGAUUUCGAAACAGUCUCAGGUCAUACACCAACCGCUGAACUCUCUUCCGGAGAUGUAACGAUUUGUACAAAUGACUACAGAGUCCCGAUGAAGGGCUAUAUGGUAGAAGGCGAUGUUCCUAUCAUUGUGGGAGGUAUUAUGAUGCUUACAAGGAUGAUAGAAGUGACUAUGCCGGCGGCCCCUGGCUUAUCGGGCUCUUGGGUAGUUCGAGGAGGGGAGCUGUGUGGCGUUGUAUAUGCAGGCAAUGCCUCAAUUCCAUACCUUUACAUUAUUCCAGCCGAAACCAUGCUGGAGAACGUAAAAAAGUUGCUUGGAUCUGGUACCGUAAGAGUCGCGACUACCCAGAAAAUAUCUGAGUGGAAGCUUCGACAUACACCCGACAUUCAUACCUGGAAGUCUUCGGCUGAUGAGUCGCCCUCGCCACAUGUUGAGACCAAAGCGCCUCAACCGCUAGAAGAUACAUCUUUCUAUGAGAUGUAUCAAGUGGGAACCAUGGUUCGAAUCAAAUCUUUUUUUGCUGACCUUACUGUUGAAUCGCAAGAGAUGUAUACUGUUUGGGAUGCUUCUAGAGAUCGACAAGGCAACGCACAAUAUACGCUUCAAAAGUCCGACGGAAGUCUGGUGGAUGGAGGAAGAGAAUACAGUAAAAACGAACUGACAUUUGUUGUCAGUAAGAGGGACUUUCAGGAUGGUGGAGGAAGAGAGUCCAGUGUAUUGGCUUUCAGUUACUUCUAUGGGGCUGCCGAAAAUCUGGAGGAAAAACCUCGGCAUCAGUGAGUAUCGCUGUAGCUAUCGUGUUCUAUGAUGACAUCGCAUUCCAAAGCGUCUUCCAUGCUGC
Molecule: messenger RNA, 1964 nt
Organism: Alternaria alternata
Lineage: Eukaryota; Fungi; Ascomycota; Dothideomycetes; Pleosporales; Pleosporaceae
Exons: 4
Coding region: 263-1903 (546 amino acids)
Source: RefSeq, a predicted model, not a curated record